Messenger RNA from Talaromyces proteolyticus, 2462 nucleotides. RefSeq lists its product as uncharacterized. The transcript has 2 exons. NCBI's taxonomy places the organism in Eukaryota, Fungi, Ascomycota, Eurotiomycetes, Eurotiales, Trichocomaceae. The record is from RefSeq and is a predicted model, not a curated record. Bases 254 to 2314 code for a protein of 686 amino acids.
CCUCCUCGUCUCAUUCAGCAACCCUCAUGAAGAUUACGUGUACCAUGCAAUAUUGAGAAAGUAGCCAAAAUGUGAACACCAGCUUUCCAUAAAAACCAGUAUUUUCUUUUUCUUUUUGAUGUUGCUUAUAUUUUUGUUUACUCGUCCUUUUAAAGUCUACAGUUUUCAUCGUGCUCUUUCCAGGGUCUCAACUUUUCCCUUCUGUACACUGUUUGCAAAUUUCUACCGUCACUUACGCGUUUGAAAAUAUAUCAUGUUUCCCAGGCACUUUGUGGCAUGUACUUUGGCAAUCGCCUCCUGGUUUGUUUCCUCAGGAGAAGCUACCACUGUGUUAUCAACAAUUCUUGUUAUUGCCGGUGAUAGUAGCUCCGCGGCCACCGCCAGCUCCGGGCUAAAUGGAUAUGGAAUACCAUUCAGGACUUUGAUUGUUCCUCAAGCAGGAGUUGCUUUGCCGGCUCUAAAUACCAGUGCCGGUGGUAACUUCGGCGGUAUUGUUGUUGCUUCUCAGGUCAGCUAUGACUACGGUGGGACAACUGGAUACCAAAGUGCUUUGACUACCGACCAAUGGAACCAACUUUAUUCCUACCAAUUGACAUAUGGAGUUCGGAUGGUUCAAUAUGAUGUAUAUCCAGGCCCUGCGUUUGGAGCAACGGCUCUCGGUAGUUGUUGUAAUGCGGGAGUUGAGCAAUUGGUUUCUUUCACAGAUUCGACCGAUUUCCCUACAGCUGGUCUUCGUACAGGUGCUGGGGUCAGUACUCAAGGCCUAUACCAUUAUCCAGCAACCAUCUCCGAUAACUCCACCACUAAAGAGAUCGCCCAGUUUGCGGCCGACUCCGCUGGACAGUUUCAAGGAACCAGCACUGCUGCUGUAAUUAGCAAUUUCGCUGGUCGUCAACAAAUGGCUAUCUUUACGUCUCUCGACACAACCUGGAGCGCUACAUCCAACUAUUUGCAGCAUGCAUGGAUCACAUGGAUUACUAGGGGAGCCUAUGCCGGUUAUCGCCGCGUUAACUUGAACACACAAAUUGACGACAUGUUCCUCGAGACGGACAUCUACUUACCAAAUGGUACCACUUUCCGCAUUCUGCCGGCUGACCUGGAUGGUAUUAAGGCAUGGAUCCCUCAAAUAAACGCCAAAAUGAACCCUGGAAGCGACUAUUUCCCCGAGACAGGUCUCAACGGGAAUGGAAAUAUUGAGUAUGGUGCUGAUGUCAACGAGAGAACUUGUAACGGUGGCGGCAUUGAGUACGGGGAUGUCCCAGAUACACCUCUCGAGUUUAAGAAGCCUCCCGGAACGGGCACAAACCUAUGGCCUAGCACUCCUACAACAUAUGAUUGGAGUGUGGCCUGUACAAAUCUGGAUCCGCUGAAGACCUGGUGGUCUAAUGUUAAUAACCGUGAUUCAUUUGCCACUAUAUCACACACAUUCACUCAUGAGGAACAAAAUAAUGCUACUUACUCUGAUGUAUACAAGGAAAUCUCAUUCAAUCAAGCUUGGUUGCAACAGGUUGCCAUCUCAAAGAGCUCCAAAUUCACAUCAAAUGGAAUUAUUCCACCUGCUAUAACUGGUCUGCACAACGGUGACGCCUUACAAGCUUGGGCCGCUAGAAAUAUUACCAAUUGUGUUGGUGAUAAUACACGCCCAGCAUUGGUGAACCAGCAAAACGGAAUGUGGCCAUAUAUUACAAACUUUGAUUCUGACGGCUACACCGGCAUGCAGGUAAACCCUCGCUGGGCUACUAGAAUUUACUACAACUGUGAUACACCUAAUUGCACUACUCAAGAGUGGAUUAACACAUCUGCUGGUUCCGGCGGUUUUGAUGAUCUUUUAGCACAGGAGAAGGCCGAUACCAUGCGCCACCUUUUCGAGCUCUCUCGUGCACCAUACAUGUUUCACCAGGCCAACCUCCGCAAUUCGGAUGUUAGCAACAUCAUAAUCAAUGGAGUUUCCGCUAAGAUCUCAAUAUUCCAAGCGUGGGUUGAAACCCAGGUCCAGGAGUUCGUUCGUCUGGUCAACUGGCCCAUUAUUACCUUGAAACAUCAAGACAUGUCUGAUCAAUUUGCAAAACGGAUGGCUCGGGAUGCUUGUGGCUACGGUCUGAGCUACACAAUCUCGAACAAUCGAAUUACCGGUGUUACGGUCACAGCCAAUAGUAAUAAAUGUGGCACACCGAUUCCAGUCACUUUCCCUGUUGCUCCCACCAGCACCAAUGGUUAUACGACAGAGAAAGUUGGCAGUGAUCCACUUACGGUCUGGGUUUCUCUUAGUGGAUCACCGGUCUCAUUUACAUUUUCUACACCUAUCGCACUUUAGGUGGCAGAUCUAUCUAUAUCUUCUUAGAUAGAAAAUCGGUCCUACGUGUUUCGAUUUACGUCUGGAAAAUUAAUCUAGCGGAAGCUAUGUAAUAUUCAGAAUAAUAAAUAACAAGCUCAACCAUAUAUUAACAAUUACUUGCUUCUCA